Messenger RNA from Aspergillus calidoustus, 2061 nucleotides. The record is from the annotation of a GenBank genome assembly. Lineage: Eukaryota; Fungi; Ascomycota; Eurotiomycetes; Eurotiales; Aspergillaceae.
CACCUGCAUCGACUGGGUAUUGCCGAAAAAGGCAUCAAGGCUGCCGUCGGAGUGGCUUACGUAACUGUGGCAUCAGACCUCUCUAGCUCGCUCCCCGCAACCAUUGCUUCUACCCGCCGUGUGUUGCGUCAACUGCGGCUUUUCAUUCAUAACUCUCUGUAUUUUACCCUCAUAUUUCUCGUCUACAAUCCAUUCGCCAUGGCGCUCCACGAGCCAAACAACAGCGACGCGACCAACUCCCCGCCACCCUUUAGCAACUUCCCGCAAGACCCAUCCGAAUUCGACAGCGAUCCCCGAAUCUCCUUCUCAAAGCUAGACAACAAGUUCAUCCUAGAGACCGAAGAUGGCCAGGAAUAUAGCUACGAUACGAUAUUAAAACGAUGGAUUCCGACGGUCGAUGAAGACUUGCUGCAGAAACAGCAAGAAGCCUAUAGAGUCCAGGGUGUGGAUGAAGAUGAGAAAGCCAAUGCGCAACAAUUUAAGAAGAAGCGGAAGCAAGGAGAAGAGGGCGAGUCGCAAAAGCAGAAGAAGCAGCGUGUCAAUACUGCGGUCUAUGUAACGUCUAUUCCCCUCGAUGCGCAAUUCGACGAGAUCCGAGAGAUGUUUUCGCGGUGUGGAGUCAUUGCGGAAGAGAUUGAUAGCGGGCGGCCGCGCAUCAAAAUGUAUACAGAUGACGAUGGGAAGUUCAAAGGCGAAGCUCUAGUCGUGUACUUCCGGCCGGAGUCAGUUAAUCUGGCAAUCCAAAUGCUUGAUGAUUCCGACUUUAGGUUAGGUGAGACAGGGCCACAGGGGCCGAUGCGCGUCCAGGCUGCAGACUUCUCCUUCAAGAGCCAACAAGAGGCGCCGACAAAGACGAGCAUGAGGGAUAAGAAGAAGAUUAUUAAAAGGACUCAGAAGCUGAACAAUAAACUCACGGAUUGGGAUGACGACGAUCCAGCUGCGCUGGUGGAUACGAACUCACGGUUUGAGAAAGUUGUGGUUCUCAAGCACAUGUUUACGCUUAAAGAGUUGGAUGACGACCCAGCAGCUAUCCUUGACAUUAAGGAAGAUAUUCGCGAUGAGUGCUCUAAGCUAGGCGAGGUCACAAACGUCGUUCUCUACGACAAAGAGCCGGAGGGCAUAGUCAGCGUUCGAUUCACAGACCCCGAAGCAGCCCGGAAUUGCGUCAAGCUUAUGAAUGGACGUUUCUUCGGUGGGACUGCAGUUGUGGCGUACAUCUCAGACGGAAGCGAGCGGAAGCGCUUCCGCAAGACGAAUGAAAAGCGUGCAGCCCUUGAAGAUUUGGCCGAGAAUGGUCUUGAUGCUGAGGAUGAUGAUGAGCAGCAACGACUCGACGAGUUUGGUACAUGGUUGGAAAGCUCAAAUGUGGUGGAGAAUACGGCGAAGUGAGGAUGAAUCGUGCUCCUCGUUCCUUCCACCUGUACAUUAGCUGCUUUCAAAGCACUUUCGGUAUAUCGCAUUGAUGUCUUUACAAUCAGGCCUCAGGCGCAGUUAUCCCACUCAUACUACUCUAUUGGCCCCGGCUUCCCAAUGAAAACCUCUUUCGGCCAGUAUAAACAAUUUCAUAGAGCUCCCAUCUAUCCACCUCUAUUCUAAACUCAACAAUCUCCUGAUCACCACAAAUAACAGGCAGCAAUCUAAACGCAAUCCCGUCCUCAAAAACGUUGAGAACGAAACUAGGCCAGCCUGUCCUGAUCUCGAAUCGAGAACCGGUGGCGUAGAUCAAUCAGCCAGGGACCUGGCGCCAUAAUCACAUGUAAAGCCCACUGGCACCACAGCAGCGCCACAAAGCAGUCUAAGCGAUUACUCACAACACAAGUAGAUCUACUUUUCGUGGGUACCUAGCGCCCGAUCUAGGAACGGGAUCACAAUCAGGCCAUUCUCCCUGCCCUGGAAGCUUCGAGUUGAGGCGAGUCCAGCCACAUUGUUGGGUGGGUUGAAUAUGGAGGGUGUACAUGUGACGAAUGCUGUCGAUCACAGCCCCAGCUUAGCUUGUCAAUACCCUACAACGGGCCUACUAGUACCUAGAUAAGAUGUAUUAGGCUAUUGAGCGGACUAACC